Messenger RNA from Humulus lupulus (European hop), 1929 nucleotides. RefSeq lists its product as uncharacterized. Bases 1 to 1929 code for a protein of 642 amino acids. The record is from RefSeq and is a predicted model, not a curated record. Lineage: Eukaryota; Viridiplantae; Streptophyta; Magnoliopsida; Rosales; Cannabaceae. The transcript has a single exon.
AUGGCAGUGUUAAAAAAAUUUCGUGAUGGUGUUCUUCCCAGCGAUCUUAAUGAGACUGUUAUCUCCCUCAUUCUGAAGACUGGUUCCCCUAAAACAGCAGCUGAUUAUAGACCUAUUGCUUGCUGCAAUACGCUCUAUAAAUGCAUUUCUAAAAUGUUGUGUUCUCGCUUGUCUGAAGUUCUUCAAUUCUUGAUCCACAGUAAUCAAGGGGCUUUCAUCAAAAAUCGUCUCCUGGCUCAUAAUAUACUUAUAUUUCAGAACUUGCUCAAGGGUUAUACGAGGAAAAACAUCUCAGCUAGAUGUAUCAUGAAGAUCGAUCUCAGUAAAGCUUACGAUACAGUUGAUUGGCAGUUUGUGGCUGACUUGCUCAAGGGUCUUUGUUUUCCUUCGAGGUUCAUACAUUGGGUGUUGGUCUGUUUAAAGGGAACCUCUUAUACAUUGAUGCUCAAUGGUCGGCUUCAUGGCACCUUUAGAGGGGAAAAAGGUCUUAGACAAGGAGAUCUGGUAUCUCCUCUUUUGUUUGUUUUGAUUAUGGAGUAUCUGACUCGACUUUUAUUUCAGACUUCUAAACAAAAAGGUUUUGGUUUCCAUCCCUUAUGUAAGCAUGUAAAUCUUGCCAAUCUCUGUUUUGCAGACAAUUUAGUUAUUUUUUGCAAGGGUAAUGUGAAAUCAAUGAGACUCAUACAGGCUGCUAUUGAUAGUUUUUGUGCCACAACAGGCCUCUCAAUCAACAACUCUAAGUCUCAUAUAUACUUUGGAGGCUUGAAAGAUGAUUGUAAAUCUCAACUAUUGGAGAUUACUCAAAUGGAAGAAGGCUCUUUUCCGCUUAAGUAUCUUGGAAUUCACCUUAGACCAACUAAGUGGAGAGCUGCAGACUGUGGGGAAAUCAUUGAAAAAAUACAGCGGAACCUCCAUUCCUGGGCUAGCAGGAAUCUUUCUUUUGCAGGUCGAGCUCAACUCAUUCAUUCAGUCCUUCUUGGAAUUAGGAAUUUCUGGAUGAACAUCUUCAUCCUUCCUCAGAAAGUUGUUGAUGUCAUAGAUAAAAGUUGCAGAGAUUUUCUUUGGGGGUUGAAAGGGAACCGAAGCAAACCUCACCUCACUUCUUGGGAGCAAGUAUGUCUUCCCAAAAAGUAUGGAGGAGUUGGCUUCUUUGAGGGCAGGAAGUGGAAUAUUGCGUUGAUGGCCAAGUAUAUUUGGGCUAUAUCGAGCAAAAAGGAUUGCUUAUGGGUCAAAUGGAUAGACUCGAUCUACCUUAAAGGCCAAAGUUUCUGGUCUGUUCCCUUAAUAAGUGACACUAGCUGGUACUUUCGGAAAUUAUUGAAGCUGAGGAAUGUAAUAGAUUCUGCUGCUGUUAGCUCUUCGGGGUUAAGAGGUAAAUUCAAAGCGAAAACUUUUUAUCUUUGUCUUAUCACAGCUAGCGAGGUUCAAUAUGCAUAUGCUAUAUUGCAUCGAUUAUGUGUCCCGAAACACAGAUAUAUUUCCUGGCAACCAAUUAAUGAACACCUUCUUACUCGAGAUAAUCUGGGGAAAUUUUUGGAUCUGGCCUCCUAUCUCUGCCCGGUCUGGGAUAGUGUUACUGAGUCCCAUCAGCACCUCUUUUUUUACUGCACCUUCACUAAGAAAAUUCAGCAAGAAGUUAGCUCCUGGUCUGGUUUUAGGAGCUCGCCUCUGACCAUUGAAGCCUGGAAGACUUGGAGCUCCAAUGUCUGUUCAGACCUGUUGUAUCUGGUGUGGAAUGCUAUACUUUCAGCAGUAUUUUACUCAGUUUGGUGUAAUAGAAAUAGGUGUGUGUUUGAUUUGUGUUGUAACUCAGUGAUGAUAGUUAGUUCAUCUAUAAAAUUAGCUAUCAAAGCUAGAGUUAAGGAAAUUAAUUGUACCAAGGCUAAGAAAAGAGAAAGAGAUGUAAUUGGCUGUAUAAAUUCCCUGUAA